GGUAUAAAGUCUACCGCACAUAGGAUAGACAACUCAGAGGGAAAUCCCAUCAGUGCGCUGUCAGUCUACAACACAUUUGGAAAUGAAGGGAAUCGUUAGCUGUUGCGUGCUCGUCACGAUCCUGGUCAUAGCUGCCGAUGUGCAUGCGUACAGGAAAUUCGGACGCGAUUGUCGGGAUAUUGCGUGUGCUCCGGGAGAGAGAUGCAUAAUCUCUAGAGUUCCCUGCAAUGCUCCAGAUGAGCUUGAGGAAAAUCAAUGCGGGCAAUAUCCAGUGUGUGAGGAGGUGGAGCAGAAGCAAAUGAGUGCAGGUGUCGCACUGGAACGUAGAAAACGUGAAGCCGACCAAGAGGGUGUUGGGUAUGGAAUGGGUGGUAGUGGAAUGGGAAAAGGCAAUGUAAAUGGGGGCGGUAAUAAUGGUGGAAAUGGAAUUGGUGCACGUGGACAAAACGGUAACGGAAUGGGUGGUAAUCAAAUGGGCGGAGGAAACGGAAUGAAUGGAAUGGGGGGACCAAAUAGAAUGGGAGGCCCAAAUGGAAUUGGUGGUGGUAAUAACGGCGGUGGGAACGGAAUGAACGGAUUGGGUGGACCUAAUAGAAUGGGAGGACCAAAUGGAAUGGGUGGUAGUAACAACGGUGGAGGAAACGGAAUGAAUGGAAUGGGUGGGCGGGGGGGAUAUGGUAAUGGCAUGGGGAACAAUGGAAUGGGCAACAACGGUAUGGGACCCGGAGGAAUGGGUGGGCCAAAUAGAAUGGGAGGACAAAUAGGAAUGGGUGGUGGAUAUAAUGGUGGUAAUAAUGGUGGAGGAAACGGAAUGAAUGGAAUGGGUGGAAGAAAUGGAAAUGGCAUGGGGAACAAUGGAAUGGGCAACAACGGUAUGGGAUCCGGAGGAAUGGGUGGGCCAAAUAGAAUGGGUGGACCAAUUGGAAUGGGUGGUGGUAAUAACCAGAAUGGCAAUGGUAUGGGUCCUGGUAACUGGCGGGGUAAUUAUAAUGGUAAUACCGGUGGAAAUGAUGGACAAGGAUAUCGUCGAAAUGGAGGAACUUCAAACCAAAGCUACACCUACACCAGCACGCUAGCAACUUCUGUUAUAUAAAAAACAAUGUACGUAUGUGGAAGCAGGCCGGAAAAAGACAUUUUUUUGGGAAUAUAAAAGUUUUUUUUCUUUUCAAUUCGAUUAUGUUAUUACAAAUAAAUCAAGUGUUAUGCAUCACAA
Molecule: messenger RNA, 1213 nt
Organism: Drosophila pseudoobscura
Lineage: Eukaryota; Metazoa; Arthropoda; Insecta; Diptera; Drosophilidae
Product: glycine-rich cell wall structural protein 1.0
Exons: 3
Coding region: 83-1093 (336 amino acids)
Source: RefSeq, a predicted model, not a curated record